UCAUGAUAAAACGGAAUAUAAUUAUCUGAGCUGAGUAACAGCCGAAUGCUAACCCUGUGUCAUUGUGAUGUACAGAGACCAGGCAGCAACACUUGGACUUCAGCGAUCUUCAGCCUCCAACACUAUGGUGAUAUCUGCAGCUGAGGAGAAGACACCGUGGAUAUGCCUGGACCAACACUAGUGAGAGAUGUGCUCAGUCACCAAACCCAGGCUUUCACCACACUGAUCACCCUUCUGGAGGAGAGGGGUAUAAGGUGCAACAACAUCUACCUUGUGGAGGGGGCAUCAGGCAGUAGCCUGUGCUACACCAGACCCCCUGCUAGACUGACUGACCUGGAUCUGGACUUAGAGGGGUCAGAUACUGCAUCAAUCUCUUCUACUAGAUCACUUACACUGGCACAAAAGGCUUCACGGAAUCGUCUUUCCAGAGUCGCACGGUCUACUCUGUCACUUCUAGUGGUGGAAGAAAACAUUCUGGACCACUUGCCUUUGGACCAUCAAUUUUCUAUGCAGCUCAAAGACAGUAUAGAGUUCAGAAACAUCUGCACACAUCUGGCUCUCCAGACGGACGACCGGAGGUUUGAUCAAGAUCUGAAUUUAGCUCAGAAAUGCUUAUCCACGAUAAUCACCAAUAUGACCUGGGAUAUAACCAAUAGGAAUUGUGAUUUCUGUGAAACCGUCCAGGAGCAGCUAAAACUCAUACUACAGAAGCUCCAUGAGGACUAGCAAGAGAUGCCAGCGUCCUGUGGAGGACAGAUGUCGGUGUACUGCAGAGGGCAUGUUAUAGAUUAAUUUAUUGACUAUUAUAUUCACUACAAUAUGCCUUGCUCUUCUAACAAAGCUGUGACAUGGCCUGGACAUGGUCCGACCAUUGAUAUAACCUUUAUUGGGGACUGGAUAUUUCGCCUGCCAUUGGCCAUUGGGUUGACAUGGACUUGGUGUCACACAACAA
Messenger RNA from Bufo gargarizans (Asiatic toad), 952 nucleotides. RefSeq names its product deleted in lymphocytic leukemia 7 (gene DLEU7). The coding region runs from base 163 to 726 and encodes 187 amino acids. The transcript has 3 exons. NCBI's taxonomy places the organism in Eukaryota, Metazoa, Chordata, Amphibia, Anura, Bufonidae. The record is from RefSeq and is a predicted model, not a curated record.